Brugia pahangi is the source of this 1053-nucleotide messenger RNA. Lineage: Eukaryota; Metazoa; Nematoda; Chromadorea; Rhabditida; Onchocercidae. The record is from the annotation of a GenBank genome assembly.
AUGGCAGCAGUAACCCAAAAUGGUACUAUCGAUGGUAGUGAUUAUAAGAGGCCAGCUUACAAUGAAAUGACUAGCAAAGAUUACUAUUUCGACUCAUAUGCCCACUUUGGAAUACACGAAGAAAUGCUGAAAGAUGAAGUAAGGACGAUUACGUAUCGGAAUGCUAUUUAUCACAAUAAGCACUUGUUUAAAGACAAGGUGGUCAUGGAUGUUGGCUCAGGGACGGGUAUCUUGUCUAUGUUUGCAGCUAAGGCUGGUGCCAGGAGAGUUAUUGCAAUUGAAUUCUCGAAUAUGGCUACACAAUCAAAACAGAUUGUGAAAGAUAAUGAUUUGGAAAAUAUUAUUGAAGUUAUUCACGGAAAAGUUGAAGAUGUGAAAGAAUUGCCCGAUGGCAUUGAAAAGGUUGAUGUUAUUAUAUCCGAAUGGAUGGGUUACUGCUUAUUCUACGAAUCGAUGCUGAAUACAGUGAUUUAUGCUCGUGAUAAAUGGUUGAAAUCGGAUGGUGCCCUUUUUCCAGAUAAAGCGAAGCUCUUCUUGUGUGCUAUUGAAGAUCGGCAAUAUAAAGAGGAUAAAAUCAAUUGGUGGGAUAAUGUUUAUGGUUUUAAUAUGUCGAGUAUUCGUCGUGUAGCCAUCACAGAACCAUUAGUAGAUGUUGUUGAUCACGCUCAAGUUGUUACCAACAACUGCUUGAUUUGUGAUGUCGAUUUGUAUACCGUUAAAGUGGAAGACCUAACGUGGACAAAUAAUUUCUCCCUACGAAUAACAAGAAAUGAUUAUGUCCAAGCGCUGGUCACAUUCUUCACAGUUGAAUUUUCCAAAUGCCAUAAGCGGACCGGUUUUUCAACCGGGCCCGACUGUCAGUAUACUCAUUGGAAACAAACAGUAUUUUAUUUACAGGAUGCACUAACCUGUAAGAAGAACGAAGAGAUUACAGGAACGUUUUCAAUAGCACCAAAUGCUCGAAAUGAGAGAGAUUUAGAUUUCAAAAUCUCUGUUAAAUUUCAUGGUGAUGUAUGCGAUGUGGAAGAGGAAAAUACCUACACCAUGCAUUGA